Messenger RNA from Prionailurus viverrinus (fishing cat), 2004 nucleotides. It is a transcript of the gene CNGA2, whose product is annotated as cyclic nucleotide gated channel subunit alpha 2. Gene Ontology annotation, molecular function: cGMP binding; protein-containing complex binding; intracellularly cAMP-activated cation channel activity. Bases 1 to 2004 code for a protein of 667 amino acids. Gene Ontology annotation, biological process: monoatomic cation transmembrane transport. The record is from RefSeq and is a predicted model, not a curated record. Gene Ontology annotation, cellular component: intracellular cyclic nucleotide activated cation channel complex; plasma membrane. Lineage: Eukaryota; Metazoa; Chordata; Mammalia; Carnivora; Felidae. The transcript is spliced from 6 exons.
AUGACAGAAAAAUCCAAUGGUGUGAAGAGUUCCCCAGCCAAUAACCACAACUUCCAUGCACCUCCUGCCAUCAAGGCCAAUGGCAAAGAUGACAACAGGACAAACAGCAGGCCACAAUCUACAGCUGAUGAUGACACCUCCUCAGAACUGCAGAGGCUGGCGGAGAUGGAUGCCCCCCAGCGGGGGAGGGGUGGCUUCCGCAGGAUUGUCCGCUUGGUGGGGAUCAUCAGAGAGUGGGCCAACAAGAAUUUCCGUGAGGAGGAACCUCGACCUGACUCAUUCCUGGAACGUUUCCGUGGGCCUGAGCUCCAGACCGUGACAACACAGCAAGACGAUGGCAAAGGCAACAAGGACGGCGAGGGCGAGGGCACCAAGAAGAAAUUUGAACUAUUUGUCUUGGACCCAGCUGGGGACUGGUACUACCGCUGGCUAUUUGUCAUUGCUAUGCUUGUCCUCUACAAUUGGUGUCUGCUGGUGGCCAGAGCCUGCUUCAGUGACCUACAGAAAACCUAUUACCUAGUGUGGCUAGUGCUGGACUACUUCUCAGAUGUGGUGUACAUUGCGGACCUCUUCAUCCGACUGCGCACAGGCUUUCUGGAGCAGGGGCUGCUGGUCAAAGAUCCAAAGAAGUUGCGGGACAACUAUAUCCACACCCUACAGUUCAAGCUGGAUGUAGCUUCUAUCAUUCCAACGGAUCUGAUCUAUUUUGCUGUGGGCAUCCACAGCCCUGAGCUGCGUUUUAACCGCCUGCUACACUUUGCCCGCAUGUUUGAAUUCUUUGACCGCACUGAGACACGCACCAGCUACCCCAACAUCUUCCGAAUCAGCAACUUGGUCCUUUACAUCUUGGUCAUCAUCCACUGGAAUGCCUGCAUCUACUAUGCCAUCUCCAAGUCCAUUGGCUUUGGAGUUGACACUUGGGUUUAUCCCAAUAUCACUGACCCUGAGUAUGGUUACCUGGCUAGGGAAUACAUCUACUGCCUUUACUGGUCUACACUGACACUCACCACCAUUGGGGAGACACCACCUCCUGUAAAGGAUGAGGAGUACUUAUUUGUCAUUUUUGACUUCCUGAUUGGUGUCCUCAUCUUUGCCACCAUUGUGGGGAAUGUGGGCUCUAUGAUCUCCAACAUGAAUGCCACUCGGGCUGAAUUCCAGGCCAAGAUUGAUGCUGUCAAACAUUACAUGCAGUUCCGAAAGGUCAGUAAGGAUAUGGAAGCCAAGGUCAUUAAGUGGUUUGACUACCUGUGGACCAAUAAGAAGAGUGUGGAUGAGCGGGAAGUUCUCAAGAACUUGCCAGCAAAGCUGAGGGCUGAGAUAGCCAUCAAUGUCCAUCUAUCCACCCUCAAAAAAGUGCGCAUCUUCCAGGAUUGUGAGGCUGGCCUGCUGGUGGAGCUGGUAUUGAAGCUUCGUCCUCAGGUCUUCAGCCCUGGGGAUUAUAUUUGCCGCAAGGGUGAUAUUGGCAAGGAGAUGUACAUAAUCAAGGAGGGCAAGUUGGCAGUAGUGGCUGAUGAUGGUGUUACUCAAUAUGCCCUGCUCUCAGCCGGGAGUUGCUUUGGAGAGAUCAGUAUCCUUAACAUUAAGGGCAGCAAAAUGGGAAAUCGACGCACAGCCAAUAUCCGCAGCCUUGGUUACUCAGAUCUCUUUUGCUUAUCCAAGGAUGAUCUUAUGGAAGCUGUGACUGAGUACCCUGAUGCCAAGAAGGUCUUGGAGGAGAGGGGCCGGGAGAUCUUGAUAAAGGAGGGACUGCUAGAUGAGAAUGAGGUGGCAGCCAGCAUGGAGGUAGACGUGCAGGAGAAACUAGAGCAGCUGGAGACAAACAUGGAGACCUUGCACACUCGCUUUGGCCGCCUGCUGGCUGAGUACACGGGAGCCCAGCAGAAACUUAAGCAGCGCAUCACCAUUCUGGAAACCAAGAUGAAGCAGAACAAUGAAGAUGAUUACCAUGAUUACCUGUCAGAUGGGAUGAAUAGCCCUGAGCCAGCUGCUGUUGAUAAGCCAUAA